CUCUGGAGCUCAAACCACUACAGAUAACUCCUCUCCCUCUCUCCCUCUCUUCAAUGGAAACCCUAAAAUUAUUCUUUUUAUUCAAAUUCGAAAUUCCCGACCUUCUUCAUCUUCAUCGAUGAAUGCAAUUUCUGAAAAUUAUUUGUUGUGAAUGGAAGCCCUAAGAUGUUAUUCCAACAAAAAGCACCUAAUUUUUCUCUAUGAUUGGAGACGCUGUAGAUUUCCAGUUCUGUGUAAACGAACCCUGAAAAUUCGUUUUUUUUUGUCGCAUUUGAGGGAAAUCUUCCGAUUUUGAUAUUGAUGGGAACGAGAACCCUGUAAAUUCUCGCAUUUCCUGAUUGCAUUUUGUAAUUUGAAGCCCAUGGAUUCUUCAGAGAGAGGAUUUAAGGAGUCAGAGGACCAAGGAAACACUGAACCAGACGAAACGAGUCCCAGACGAAAGAAACGAGUUCGAAGGGUUAGCUUUGCUGAUACCACCUGCAUUCGUUUCUUUGAUAGAGAUGAGGAUUUCGAGACACCACCUGAUUCCAAGCCUGCUGAUGAAGAAUUAGGGAACUCUGAAGCCAUUGGAGAGAAUCAGAAGGGUGAGGGUUUGGAUGAAGAAUUGGAAGAGGGAGAGACUAAUCGAGUGUUUUUUGUGCGUCCUGAUGAGUCACCUGGAAGUGAAACCGGCUCUGCUACUUCAAAUGGAGAAUAUAACUUCUUUGGGCCUGUUGAUUCAAGUUUCAUUCAGUCUGGGAGGUUUUCAGAAUCUCCAGAAGCAGAUGAUAUUACUAUGGAUUCAACAACUUUUUCAUUACGUUUUGGCAAACUUAUGCAGUUAGGCAAGCAGUCUGGCAGUUCUGGUGAAUUUGACCGAACACCAUCUAUGGAUGGUCCAUCAUUAUUGAUUAAGAACACACCAACAGAAGAUGCUGCCCAUACAGGUUCUGGGUAUCUCAUGUCUUUGACUGGAAGUAAGAAGCAAUUUUGCUCUGAUGAAAAGUCAAAUGGAUCAGAUGAGAUGAGCUUAAUAAAUGAAGACCCACAUAGAUAUGAUUAUGAGAGGUUAUCUCCAAGGUCAACUGCUGUGUUGGAAGACAGUUUCAAGAAGGUGCAUCUCAUUACUGCCUGUGAUCAUACCGCUGUUUCAAAGUCUUUUCAAGUUUUGAGUAGUUCAAAAAAGUUCCUAAUAUCCAGUGAGAAGAGUGCUGGUAGUAGUAUGGAGACAUUGGAUUUAAGCAACAGAGACAUUGAGGCUAUGCCUGUUGAUGAUAAUCAUCAUAUCAAUAUUUCUAAAUUGCAAAAGCUAGAUGGACUCUCCAGGUUCUUAGCUGCUAAGCAAGUUGGUUUGAGUCCCCACACACCUGUGAGCGAGGUGCAUGACCUGUCAACGGUGGUUAUGGGUGCCAACUUGCCUAAGGAAUCAUGUGAAGGCACAUCUGGAUCAGGUCAAUCUAUUGAUCGAUUACCCAUUGUCCAUAUAGGGAAAACUUUAUCUUCUCCAACUGCAAACAUGAUUGAUUCAUCUGAACAUGUAAACCAUAAGACUGAUUUUGAUUCCACCGUAGCUUCUUCAAAAUCUGUUGAAAGUCCCGGGAAGGGUCGGCAACAACCAUCAGAAUCAUUUUCUGGUAGUGCCAGCACUGAUGUUGUUCAUGGAUUACAACUAAAUAGCAAUGAUGCCACCACAGAGGGUGUUACAGAUCACAAUGCUCGUGUUCCUCUUACUAACUGUGCAAAUAGAAAUGAUGGUAUGUUGGAUAUGGGCCUUAACAGGAGUUUCAUUAACAAUGACAAGAAGCAAAAUACUGGACAACCUUCCACUGAGGUGGUUGUCAACCAUAAUAGCCUCAUAACACCAUUUGCGGUUUCCCAUGAUAUAUUUGCCAAGGAAUUUGCUGAUAGCAAGGAAACUCCACUUGCCAAACUAGGGCCAAGCAAAGAUGCUAAGGCUUCAGCUUUUAUGUCAGAAUCAGAGAUACUUAUUCAGGAGUCUUCCAAGGGUGUGAAAGACGUAGAGCUUCUAGCUGAUGACAUUAGAGAAGCUAUUCUUAUUGAUCGCUUGAACUCUCCUCUGACCCCUAUUAUCCAGAGACCUACUCUUGUUUCUGAUCACUUCCCUGAACAAGACAGUGCAUUCUCCUUGCGUUCCAAAAGAUGGAAGCUAUUAUCCGAAACUAUGAAACCAUCUGGCGGUCUUUCAAGUACACCAUUUACUGGGGGCAUGCCUUUUUCUUCUCUAAUUGGAGAAGAAGUAGAUGUAGGACAUAACCAAAUGAUGACACCAUUGAUUGGACACCGCACUUCUACAUUUGGUUCUUCAAAACCUAAAGAUCUGUCUGAGAGAAUUGGGCGUCAACACUCUAAAAUCUCACUUUCUAAAUCAGAUCAAAUGGGGGAUUCUCUUGGCGUUAUGCUGUCACAAAACAAGACUGGUGCUCAACUGCAACAAGAACAUGCUCCUAUCUCACGCCUAGCUGUGCAUUCACUAAGUUUUUUACAGAAUGGUGCUACUAGUGAUGUCACCCAUGUAAUGCAUGGCUCUGUAGUUUAUAGUCCGAAGAUUAUGACUGAAAACAGUGGGAGUCUUGUUUGUCCUGAAGAACAUGGAAAGCAGACAUUUGAAAAGCAAGCUAGGGAUUGUCCUAAUCAAGAAGCACAUGCAUCUUUUCAUUCAUCUAUACAUCAUUUACCAACAUCCCACCUUUCCAUGGGUGGAGUCAUCGGUACUCCUCAUUCAUACUCUUCACAGUUACAUACUGCAUCAUUAGAAAAGAACAUAAAUGCAGGUAAGGGUAGCAAAUUCUUCUCAUCUCCCACUGUAAAAUUGGAUCUUCAGUUGCCCAGUGUGUCUAAAUCGAAAGAGCCACCUUUAAGGGACUCAAACCAGCAUAAUAUUUUAGGAAAGCCGAGUUAUUCUCCCUCUGUUGAAAACCCAAUGAAAGAUCAUGUGGCCAACACUAUCUAUGCUCUAAAAGAUAUGACCCUUGGUGCUGAAGAUAGAAUUUUCCCUGAACUCUUACAGAGUAAUAACAGACAACAAGGUCUUAUCCCAGUCAGUGUCUUGGAUUCUAAUAAUGUAAGCAAGCACAGCUCAAUGAAAGAUGUUUUAAAAGAAACUAGUUUAUGUGUUGUGCAAAAGGAAUUUGAAGGUGUUUUGGAUUAUCAAACCCCUCUUCAGGAAAGGACUAGCAGUUUUUUCCCAAGCAACCAAGGCAAGGAUGUGCAAAUGGAAACAAUCGCAAAAACCUAUCAAGGUGAUAACACGACUACCAUGGAAAUUUCGAUGUCUGCAACCCCUGAACAAUCGGGAAAGAACUUGGUUGGUAGGGUGGCUCCACACAUGGUGGGAAGCAACGUAUAUUCUCCUCUCUACAAGGAUCCCAUUUCUUUUGAACAAAAUCGAGGUCUUAGGUCUAUUGAUAAGUCUGCUAGCAUUCGAAAUUCCCAAAUUCAAGAUGGAGAAAUUUCUGCUUUGGCAGUCAACUUGUCUGGAAAGAAAAGGAAAAGCGACAGCUUACUUGUCACAGAAGAAUCCAGGAUGAAUAAAACUGACAUGGGGCCUUCUAAAGCUUCUUCUGAAAUAAAAGCAAGCCCAACCAAAGGGUCUAAUUUGGAACAUAAGACCAGUUCUACGCAUCUUGAGGAAGGACAUGUGGAGAUUGAGGGGGAGGAUAUCAGUGUGGGUGGAUUGACCAUGAAGAAUGUGACCGAUGAAAAAAUAUCAGGACCUUAUGAGGAAAGCCAGUACAGAUCAUGGGUCAUCUCAAAGUUAGCUAUAUCAACCAAAGAGUUGUUCUCAACCUCAAUAGUGAGGCUUAAACCACGGGAGCUUUGCAUUCUGCAAGAAAUGCUGGAUCAAUUGAAGAAGAUUAUGGAGUAUAGGCAUCUUUGUAAUGAGAUUCAGUCCCAGAAAAUGCUGGGUCGAGUAUGUAAUGUACAGCCCCAAAGAUUAUUGGAGGAGAAAACCACGCGACAGUUGCUGCAGUCUAUUUUGUACGAGCAAGCAAAGUUGCAGUUGAUGCAUAUGAAGAGGGACUAUUUGCUCGCAAAGGUCCAGCAGUUGCAAUCAGGCAUGCAGGAGUGCGGCAAACUGAAAUCUAGUUGUUUGUCCCAUCAACAUGCAUCUGGUUUAAAGGAUUCUCAAAGCAACAAACUGCAGAUUUGUCCCGUUUCAGAUGAGUAUUCUAGCGAUCAGGCAGUGAUGAUGAGGCGGGAGCUUGGGUUGCUGGAUCAGAAGGUGAAGAAAUUGGUUGAAUCCUUACAUUCAUCCUGUAAGCUGAAAGGUCACCCAAAUGCUGAUGAGACUAUAAUGUUAUCAAAAGAUUUUGUUCAUAAGAAGGCUUGCUGCACGAUUAUUUGCCAUACUUUACAGCUAUGGGACUUGAAGGUUGUUAAGGAAAAGCAUGGUGAUCUUCAUGUGGCCCUCAACUACGGCAAUUUUCUUUGUCAGAGGUAUAAGUUGGAUGCUCACAUUCCUGCUUCAAGUGUUGACGUUUCUAAUUUGUUGAAUGAGGAGAACAUUGGGAAGAUUUUCCCGAAUAUAAACGCAUGUACAGCCUUUAAGUUUGUCUUUAGUGAUGAUAGGAGUCGCAAGCUUUCUAGCACAAGAGGAAUCCAGGUUGAGUCACAGGUCACGUCCUUUCUUUUAGGCAAUCUAUUGGAUGUGCUUUCAGAAUUGCAAAUGGCACAUUUGGAGCUCUUAAAUGUGAUGCUCCCGUGCUUUCAACCACGACAAACUGGUCGGCUUGAGCUACGGCUGUCUUUCAUUGGGUGCAGUGUGGGUAGGAAGGUGAUUCUGGUUCUUGAUCUAACUGACCUGAAUCGCAGUGCUCUCUAUCCUUCUGAUAUCCUCCCGGCCAAGUUACAAGUUCUGGACCCCAGAACCCAAACCACUGAUACUUCUCUCUCUAACAAAAUCAUCCAAGGACUUCAAUCGCUUGAAGCCGGCAAUUUGAGGAUUAGAAGGAUGUGCGAAACCGUGUCUCAAUAUCUUAAGUCACCAGAAAGUUAAAAGAGCUUUUGAAACCAACUGGCAUCUUCAACCCAUGAACACUUCACCUUCUGCCAGGUUGCGCUUGGGGAUUGUUUCAGAUGUCGUUUGAAGCAAAGUAAGCCGAGAUCCUUUCAUUCUUUUUUUUUUCAAGAAAUUUUGUAAUUAAAAUUUUUGCUUCCUGUUAUCAAGGAAUCAAUAUGUCAAACCAUGCUUUUGCCAUUCCCAUCAAUGUAAGGGCAGGAACGUCAAAGUACUAGACUGCGCCCAUGUCUUUGGUAAUAGUAGAAAUGUUGGGGUGAGUAAAUCUCUAUCGUCAUUGGCCAUGUAAUUGGGAAGCUUACUUCAUAUCCUCGACUCCAAAUCAGCAGAAAUGCUGGCUGAUCUGGCCACAGGUUUCGUGUAGAUUCAAUGUGUUAUCAGUCGGCAGAGACAUGCACAUUUUGCUGUAACUCCAUUGGCUACUAUUUCUCUA
Amborella trichopoda is the source of this 5450-nucleotide messenger RNA. RefSeq lists its product as uncharacterized. The record is from RefSeq and is a predicted model, not a curated record. NCBI's taxonomy places the organism in Eukaryota, Viridiplantae, Streptophyta, Magnoliopsida, Amborellales, Amborellaceae.